GAUAACAGCUUUGUUCCUGCGCAGAUGGUGUGAUUGUAGGCACCGAGCGGUCGGCUUGUUGCACGGCUCGCCGGGAGGAGGACGCCGUGGCUCGCCUUUCUUCCGCUCCUCCGCUGCUACCAUGAUUCCGGUGUCGCUGGUAGUAGUGGUGGUGGGCGGCUGGACUGCGGUCUACCUGACCGACUUGGUGCUGAAGUCAUCUGUGUAUUUUAAGCACUCUUAUGAAGACUGGCUAGAAAACAAUGGAUUGAGCAUCUCCCCUUUCCACAUAAGAUGGCAAACUGCUGUUUUCAAUCGUGCCUUUUACAGUUGGGGACGGCGGAAAGCAAGGAUGCUUUAUCAAUGGUUCAAUUUUGGAAUGGUGUUUGGUGUAAUUGCCAUGUUUAGCUCUUUUUUUCUCCUGGGGAAAACACUGAUGCAGACUUUAGCACAAAUGAUGGCUGAUUCUUCUGCUUCUUAUUCUUCCUCCUCUUCUUCCUCUUCUUCCUCCUCUUCCUCUUCCUCCUCUUCUUCCUCCUCUUCUUCCUCCUCCUCACUUCACAACGAACAGGUGCUACAAGUUGUGGUUCCUGGUAUAAAUUUACCCGUCAACCAACUGACCUAUUUCUUCGCUGCAGUCCUCAUUAGUGGUGUUGUACAUGAAAUUGGACAUGGGAUAGCAGCUAUUAGGGAACAAGUUCGAUUUAAUGGCUUUGGGAUUUUUCUCUUCAUUAUUUAUCCUGGAGCAUUUGUUGAUCUGUUCACCACUCAUUUGCAACUUAUAUCACCAGUCCAGCAGCUAAGGAUAUUUUGUGCAGGUAUCUGGCAUAAUUUUGUCCUUGCGCUCCUGGGUAUUUUAGCUCUUGUCCUCCUCCCUGUGAUUCUCCUCCCCUUUUACUACACUGGAGUUGGGGUGCUUAUCACUGAAGUUGCUGAGGACUCACCUGCAGUUGGACCCAGAGGUCUUUUUGUGGGAGACCUUGUUACCCAUCUACAGGAUUGUCCUGUUACUAAUGUUCAAGAUUGGAAUGAAUGUCUAGAUACCAUUGCCUAUGAACCCCAAAUUGGUUACUGCAUAAGUGCAUCAACUUUACAGCAGUUAAGCUUCCCAGUUAGAGCAUACAAACGGCUAGAUGGUUCAACAGAAUGCUGUAACAAUCAAAGCCUCACAGAUGUGUGCUUUUCCUACAGAAAUAAUUUUAAUAAGCGUUUGCAUACAUGCCUACCUGCCCGGAAAGCAGUUGAAGCCACCCAAGUUUGUAGAACCAAUAAAGAUUGCAAAAAAAGCUCAAGUUCAAGUUUCUGCAUAAUACCUUCUUUGGAAACUCACACUCGCUUAAUAAAAGUGAAACAUCCUCCUCAAAUUGAUAUGUUAUACGUAGGACAUCCACUGCACCUGCACUACACCGUGAGCAUCACCAGUUUCAUCCCACGUUUUAACUUUCUAAGCAUAGAUCUACCUGUGGUUGUGGAGACAUUUGUCAAGUACCUAAUUUCUCUCUCAGGAGCUCUGGCUAUUGUUAAUGCAGUGCCCUGCUUUGCUUUGGACGGACAAUGGAUUUUAAACUCUUUCCUUGAUGCUACCCUUACCUCAGUGAUUGGAGACAAUGAUGUGAAAGAUCUGAUAGGAUUUUUCAUCUUGCUGGGUGGCAGUGUACUUUUGGCUGCCAACGUGACCCUGGGACUCUGGAUGGUUACAGCACGGUAAUAUUUGUGCUCAUCUGACAGAAUCUCCGAGUUACAACAUGCAAUAUUGAAAACCAUUAUUUGGUAUGAAAUGUAGAAUAUUCCCUUAAAGUUACAUUUUAGCCAACAACUUGUAAGCGCCUCCUAUAUCCAGAGUAUCCCAACUCUGAUGGGAAUAAACAGAAGAAAUGCAAGGUAUAGUUCUUGACUACAUUUUAGUUUUAAAGACUGAACUUACAAUGCUCAUGAACUUAUAACUGCAGAAGCUCGUAGAACAAUUUCUAAACAAGUGCAGGUUCUUAUUAAACCAUUUUGUGUGACUACAAAUCAUGUCGCAAUAAUUUAAAGGAGAAUUGAAUUAGGUGGAAUUAAUUGGGGGAACUUCUUGAAAAAGCAUCAUUAAUCCAGAUUUGAAGGAGACCAGACUUUGGCCAAGUGGUAGGGUAAGCAUUUUCUUGGCCUAUAUCUCUUGCCCUUUGUCUUGUUUGAAAAGUAUUUUAAAACUUAAUGGUGUGUUGGUUUGUACUCUUGAUAAUUGAGGUUCAAUUAUAAUUAAAUUAACAAAAUUCUAUCAAAGAAUCUCUUACAGGAAAGGUAAAAUCUUUGUCAAAUGAUACCAAAUAAGGGAACAAAGUAGGAAAUAGAGCCCACAAUAUCUUGAGACAUUUUUAUGCCCCACAAGAGUUACCUCUUUGAGAAUGUGUUUCCCAUUCCCUUGAAGUAGCACUUAGCCUUGACAUUUAUAAUGAGCUGCAGGAAGUGUCUCCUACUUGCAGCCUGUGGGCUGAGGCAGUUAGGGGUUAACCUCAGAACUGAGCUAGGUCUUCCAGUGGAUCACAAGACACAUCACAGGACCUCUGUGAUCCUGGUUACCAUUGUCUACAGAGCUUUGAAGCUUGGAACCCUUCCAGGGUAGAUAUUUUCUCAUGCUGCUGGGGCUAUCUGGGCCCUAGCUCCUGGGUUCCUGUCUUCAAGAAGCAACUACCUUAAGCUCAGCUGUGCUCUGUCCUCACCAGCAGCUCCCCAUGUUUCUCUGUGUUGGGUAAUAAAACAUCUAGUCCUGGCUUUCCACCUUUCUCCUAAGCUACCUCAGUGGGUCCACAGAAGACUUGGUAGUACAAUGAGAAUGGCUAUACAUGAACGCAAACGUGAAUUGGCCAGAGCCUGGGAACCAACUCUCGUGCCUGAAAAACUCAAUAUAUAAUUCCCAGGGAGAUGCAGCCCUAGGAGAUUUGGAAAGUCAGCAGGCCACUGUAGUCUUAGAAGUGUAUGGGCAUGCUUUUCUUUGAUGACAAAUGUGUGCUUCUCAUACACUCAAGAACACCAACAGUCAUGUAGCCAACUUCUUCACUAAGUGAAGUCUUCCAUGGGGGUUCACCUUUUGCAGAUCAGUGAGUUGCUAUUUAGGCACUAAAACUUUUUAAUCAUUUGUAAUUAACAAACUCUUUUUAGAUUGUAUUACACAUUUGCCUGCCUUCUUAAACAAAUUAUGUAUUGAGUAUGAUUUUAAUUAAUUAAUGACUCGAGAUGGUCAUUUAUUACCACUACUAAAACCAUACACAUAAUUGGUUUAUCCCAGGAAAAGGGCAUUUGUUCUAUUUGUAGGCAGACAGUCAUUCAGGAUCAAAGUGUGUUAGCAGGAUAGUGUUCAGACCUGUUCAGGUAGAACUUGGGGAAUACCAUGAAAUACUUGCAUAAUGAAUUCAAUGACAUGAACUGAGUAGUUUAUUAAUGAAAAUGCUGUAUAUGUGCAGGUCAGUUUUUUAAAAACUGAGAAAAAUUUAGUAGAGAAAAUCCUUCCCAUUAAUUUUCUUUUCUGGGUGGAAAAAAAAACCCAAACACUUUUUUUUUGUAGCUCCAUAGGUUCAAGAUUUUGGGAACCAUUUCUAUUAGGGUAUUGAACAGAUCAGCCCCAUUUGUGUAUAAAUGUCCUCAUCAUGUAAGGAAAGAAGGAAAUGUUACGUGUUAUCUCUUCAGCUUGAUUGUGGGCACUUCUAGAGCAAGGACCAUGUCAUACUCAUCUUUGCAUCCCUGACACAGUGCAUGAGACAUCAUAAAUACUUAAUAAGUGCGGUUGAAUGGAUGAUGAUUAGUGUUAUUUAUGGAUUAGGAAAGCAUGUAUCUAUUUAAGUAAGCUAUAAAAAACUAUUAAAUAUUUACUAUAUAUGUUAACAUAAAAAACAACUCAGAAGGUCUGUGUGUCCCUGGUAUAUUAUCAUCUUUAUGAAAAUAACCCAUUUUGGUUUCUGUUGAACGAUUAGAAAAAUGAAAAAAAAUGGAUUAUCUUGAGAAUUUGAAGAAGGUGUUCUUUCUGUGUUGUCACUUUGUUCAACAAAAUUUUAUUUUCAGUGUUCCUGCUCUGCAUUGUUUACAUUUUUGAGGAUUUUUAAAAAUCACCUACAGUCUGUAAAGAAUGUAUAUAUUCUCUUCAGCAUCUCAGUUUUGAAAGACAUACAGUUGAACUCAACCUUUUGAUAAUCAGUCUUGUAGGUCAUUGUCUGUUCUAACAGUAAAUUGUAAACAUGUGCGUCAUGGAUCUGUGGCUCCCAGUCAUCAGUUUGUCCUAUGGUAUUUAUUGAAUGUCCAUGUACUAAUGGUGCACAGAGAUUUUUUCUCUAAAUCUUUCGACUGUUCUGUAAUUCAUUCUUAAGGUUUAACUUGAAAAUACCAGAGUUGCUGGCAUAUUGUGUAUAGCAAUAAAAAUAAAUAAAUGAGUACCAGCAUUCUAUGUUUUAUCAUCA
Molecule: messenger RNA, 4406 nt
Organism: Phyllostomus hastatus (greater spear-nosed bat)
Lineage: Eukaryota; Metazoa; Chordata; Mammalia; Chiroptera; Phyllostomidae
Gene: MBTPS2
Product: membrane bound transcription factor peptidase, site 2
Exons: 11
Coding region: 122-1687 (521 amino acids)
Biological process (GO): membrane protein intracellular domain proteolysis; regulation of response to endoplasmic reticulum stress
Cellular component (GO): cytoplasm; membrane
Molecular function (GO): protein binding; metalloendopeptidase activity
Source: RefSeq, a predicted model, not a curated record